GGCAUGCCCUCUAACCUUCAGCCAGAGCAGUAUAUAUAGCUGGGAGAGAUGAGGGGAAGGCCCCUGGCAGCCAAAAUGAAGUCUCUGCUGUCUGUGUGCUGCUUGCUGUCUCUGCUGUCUCUGUCUGCUGCAGACCUCCUUGCAGGUUCCUCUAUCCACGAUGAGGAGCCUCUGGUGCGUCUGCAGCUCCAGCAGCCAGAGGGAGACCUCUUCUCCUGUGGAUGUGACACAACAGAAGAGCAUGCCAGCCAGAGCUCUUCCAAUGACACUCCAGCCCCGGAGAGGGCCAUGUGCCAGCCCUGCACCAAACCGCCAUCAUCUUCAGAUACUGAAGAGCCAGCUUCCACCUCCGAGCAUGAGGAGGUGGAGGAGGAGGAAGCAGCUCCUGGGGAGGAGGACACUUCCACUGAGGAGAUAACAAGUGAUGGAGAAGAAGUGCAGGAGGAGGUAGAAGAAGAGGAGGUGACAUCUGAGGAGGAGGCUGAGUCAGUGGAGGAUCACAGUGUGGAAGAGAUAGAUGAGGAGGUUGCAUUAUCUGAAGACGACGAGAAGGUAGCUGAGGUUGAGGAAGAGGAGGAGAAAAUCGACGAAGGAGAGAAGGAAGCAGAGGAGGAGUUAUCCCAUCAGGAAGAGGAAGUGACUGAACCUCAAGAAGAAGUUCCAGAAGAGGACGAACCUGCUGCUGAAGCUGAAGAAACAGUUGAUGAAGCAGAGGCAGCUGCUGAGGAGGAAAGUGUGGAAACUUCUACACACGAGGAUGCAGAGGAGGAAGCUACCGCUGCUGAGGAGGAGGUUGCAGUGGCUGAAUCUCAACCAGAAGCAGAACCGGUAGAGCUUCCUCAAAUAGAACCUGAGGCUGAACCAGAGCCUGAAUCAGCACCAGAGGAGACUGCAGAGCCAGAGCCUGAAUCAGAACCAGAGCCUGAAUCAGAACCAGAGGAGACUGAAGAGCCAGAGCCCGAAUCAGAACCAGAGCCUGAAUCAGAACCAGAGGGGACUGCAGAGCCAGAGGUCGAAGUGGUUGCAGAGCCAGAACCUGAAGUAAUUUCAGAACCAGAAGAGACUGAAGAGCCAGAGCCUGAAUCAGAACCAGAGCCUGAAUCAGAACCAGAGGGGACUGCAGAGCCAGUGGCCGAAGUGGUUGCAGAGCCAGAGCCUGAAGUAAUUUCAGACCCAGAGGUGACUGAACAGCCAGAGCCUGAAUCAGAACCAGAAGAGGAAGAACCUACUCAAACCGUGACAGCAGAGCCAGUGCCUGAAUCAGAACCAGAGAAUACUGCAGAGCCAGAGACUGAAGUAGUUGCAGAGCCUGAGCUGAUUCCAGAGCCUGAACCAGAACCAGAGGUCAUCCCUGAAGUGGAUCCAGAGCCUGUUGUGGAGGAGGUCACACCAGAAUCUAUAGAGGAUGUAGCUGUGGAGGAGGAAUCAGUGGAAACCACUGUGGAGGAGGCGACUGUGGUGGAGGAGGCAUCUGUAGAUGCCAUUGAGGAGGCAACAGUGGAGGAGGUGACUGCAGAGGAGCCUCAAACCAAAGAACACAAGAAAGAGGUGCCAACAGGCCAGGCACUGAGGGACCGCUCCCACAUCGAGGACACACUGCGAUUGGCUACUGCUGAACCCUCAGCAGAGUUCUCAGCUGCUAUGAAGAAGCUGUUGAACAUCUACCACACUGCCAUCAAACCAAUGGAGCAAGCCUUCAAGUACAAUGAGCUCAGGCAGCAUGAAGUCACAGAUGGCGAGAUCACUUCUAAGCCCAUGGUUUUAUUCCUGGGGCCAUGGAGCGUUGGCAAGUCCUCCAUGAUCAACUACCUGCUGGGUCUGCACGGCACCUCACAGGGACUCUACACAGGUGCUGAGCCCACCACCUCAGAGUACACAGUCAUAAUGCACGGUGAGAAGACUCGGACCAUAGAGGGCAUCGUAAUGGCAGCAGACAGCUCCCGGUCCUUCUCCCCCUUGGAGAAGUUCGGCCAAGGCUUCCUCGAGCGGUUGGUGGGCAUCGAGAUGCCCCACAAGUUGCUGGAGACGGUUACCUUCGUCGACACACCCGGCAUUAUUGAAAACCGCAAGCAGCAGGAGAGAGGUUACCCCUACAGUGAGGUGUGCCAGUGGUUCAUCGAUCGAGCGGAUCUGAUCUUCCUGGUGUUCGAUCCCACCAAGCUGGACGUGGGUGGGGAGCUGGAGAUGCUCUUCAGGCAGAUGAAGGGCCGCGAGUCCCAGAUUCGUCUCAUCCUCAACAAGGCUGACAGUCUGUCCACCCAGGACCUGAUGAGGGUCUACGGAGCACUGUUCUGGAGCAUGGCGCCCCUGAUCAACGUCACAGAGCCCCCUCGGGUGUACGUCAGCUCUUUCUGGCAACAGGACUACGCUGAGGAUACCAGCCGAGAGCUCUUCAUGAAGGAGGAGACUUCUCUGCUGGAGGACCUCAACCAGGUGAUUGAGAAUCAGAUGGAGAACAAGAUUGCCUUCAUCCGCCAGCAUGGCAUCCGUGUGCGCAUCCACGCCCUGCUGGUGGACCGCUACCUCCAGACCUACUAUGACAAGCUGGGCUGGUUUAGCGACCCCUACGAGGUGUUUCAAGACAUCGUCAACGACCCGGACAAGUACUACAUCUUCAAAUCUAUUCUAGCCAAAACCAAUGUUAGCAAGUUCGACCUGCCCAACAAGGAGGCCUACCAGGACUUCUUCGGUGUGAACCCGGUUUCCAGCUUCAAGCAGCUCUCCUCUCACUGCAGCUGGACCGGCGGCUGUCUGCUGGAGAAGAUAGAGAGGGCCAUUUCACACGAGCUCCCGGCUCUGCUCAGCAGCGUCAGCAAGGCCACAGACACGCCUGCCCCAGCGAAGGCCGCACCUACACCCCCGCCUCCUCUCCCUGGCACCUGUGAGGGUCCUGAGUGUGAGGAGAAACCAAAGAAUCGCUGGAGAAGGCAGUGAGAUGGGGGCGAGGGGUGCAGGAGGAUGGACAGAGGAGGCAGAUGGCAGCAGUGGCAGCCAGACAGUUUCCUUAAAUAAUCCCCACUGCUGUGAUUUUCAGGACUGGCUUUGGGGAAGACCGAGCAGGGAGAGAGUGUGAGAGUACAAAAACAUGCAAAGAUGUACCAAGCAGAUUAUUAAAUCCUUUUCUAUGACUGUAUAACAACUCUCUGGUACACAUUCUCCUAUAUGACAUCCUUAUGGUAUUUAGGUAGGUCAAAACAGACAGAAAGAGUGAACAUUUUUGACUGUGGUUUGUUAGAAACAUUUUUAGAAAAAGAGGCUUGUAGUCAUCUGAAGCCAUUAAGAUGUCUGCUAAGUGUGAUGAAUGUGUACAGGGGAAACAAACUUCCAAAACAUGAUGACACCAAAUUAUCAAAGACGUCUAUUUCCUGUAUAACCCUUCAUGGUAAUGAAAUCUGAGAAUGAUUGUUUUAUUGUUUCUCACUGUUUUCAAGUUUGUACAUUAUUUUUUCUUCAGAGAAAUAUGCUGGCAGUAAAUGUGGCCACUCUUUUGUCUUUUGUGUUGUUUGCAAAGUCUGAUGAUUCAGUCAAACUGCUGUGCUGUGUUUUUACGGUUAAGCCAAUGUAGGUCGUUAUCACGUUGGGGUGAAUCUUUUCCGUGGUGCGAAAAUAAAAUAGAAAGAAGGGUGCUCUAUUUGUUUUAUUUAGCAGUGAUUCAUCCAUGUUUAGUCACUGUACUGUAAUGCACUACUGUAUACUGUACUGUCAUUUUUCUUCUUGUACUAUACUACAUUAAUUAAAGAAACAGGUUUUAUUUUAACAUUUCUCAAGACUGCAGACUGAAUUGACUGCAAUCUCCUCAAAACUCUCUCAUGUAAGCUUGUAUUUAAUGCCACCGUGGCCUUUUCAGCUCUCUGAACUGUUUACCAGCUUUACCUCAACACGGCUGCAUACCACAUGGGCAUUUCCGUUAAAAGUGUAAUCUUUUCCUUGUUCUUUUAGGCCUGUUUGUAAUUGUCAUUCUUUUGAGUGAUUUCUUUUGAGUAAACAAACAAAAAAAA
Messenger RNA from Morone saxatilis (striped sea-bass), 3998 nucleotides. RefSeq names its product sarcalumenin-like. Gene Ontology annotation, molecular function: GTP binding. The record is from RefSeq and is a predicted model, not a curated record. Bases 49 to 2934 code for a protein of 961 amino acids. Lineage: Eukaryota; Metazoa; Chordata; Actinopteri; Moronidae. The transcript is spliced from 8 exons.